GUGAGAAUCGGCUUCGCAGAAGCCCACGAAGUAGUUGUUAAUGUUUAAGAAUUAGUUGUUUUAUUUAUGUUUAAUCAUGUCUCUUAGUCAAACAACUGUAGGUAAAUUGUAUGCUAGUGUUAUUGAUGAUGUAAUUGGAGGUGUCCGAGAAUUCUUUCAAGAUGAAGGAGUUGAUGAACAGGUUUUAAUGGAAUUAAAAAAUAUAUGGGAAACAAAAUUGCAAGCUAGCAAAGCCAUAGAUCCAAGGCCAGAUGAUGUUGUACCUCCUGCACUUAAACAACCUGUUACUCAGAGGCCUGUAGGACCACAGCUUAUCCAUGGUAACUCUGGUAUGCCAGUUGAAUUUCCUAAUAAAAAUGUUUCUAUUCAAAUUACAUUGCCUGCACAGCAAGGUGUUCCAGAUUCUCAACCAAGAGCCAUUACUAUACAAGUACCAGCAUCAGCUUUACAAGGUAAUCAACUUCAACAGGUAUUAACUGGGCCCGUUAUUACAGCAACAAUGGCCAUGCCUCCAAACCUUGCUCCAACACUUCUACAGCAACAUGUAACUGCGGCUCUACAAGGACAAGCUACUACAGGUAUCAUUCAUCAAAUACAGCAUCCAGUCCAAUCUUCCAAUUCUGUCACUGUGCCUAAUACUGCUAAUAGUACAAAUUUUCCUGCUCAGAAUAGUGGUAUGACACAACUUGAUGGACAUAAUGAUACUUCUGAUGAAGAAGAAGAAGAGGAGGAAGAGGAAGAAGACGAAGCUGAGGAUGACGAUGAUGAUGUUGAUGAAGAUAAAGACGAAGAAGAUAAUGAAGAGAAUGAAGGGGGUGCAGAAGAGGAACCAUUGAAUUCAGGUGAUGAUGUUAGUGAAGAAGAUCCAUCUGAAAUGUUUGAGACUGACAAUGUUGUAGUCUGUCAGUAUGAUAAGAUUACCAGGACUAGGAAUAAAUGGAAAUUUUAUUUGAAAGAUGGGAUUAUGAACCUUGGGGGCAAAGACUAUGUUUUCCAAAAGUCCAAUGGUGAUGCAGAGUGGUGAAGGAGCUGGAAAACAUUGUUGAUAGUUUCUGGUUACACUGCACUGGUGAUGGGGAUCAAGUUCCUAGCUGAGCCGAAUUUUUUUUUUUUUUAUUUUAAAUGAAAAUCAAAGCUGAAUAUUUCAAACCAGUAUUAGCAUUUGAAAUCACAAAUUACAAACUAAUAUUGUUUUUCUUUCUGUUUUGUUUAGUUAUGAACUUAGAUCAUGUUGAUGUAAAAACUUUUUAGUUAGUGUUGUUUUAGCACAACUGAUAUUUGAUAAAUACUUAUUAUAUAAUUAUGUUUCGGAACUGUAAUGAAUUCUUUAAUGUAUCUUGUAUUGUGAUUUAUUGUUACAAGAUCAUUGUUUGAUUUGCAAAGAUUUAUUUGUGCAUCCAUUGCAUAACAUAGUUUUAGCAAUACCAUUUUUCUGUUGUUGAAUUGUUUUAUUUAAUUUUCUUGUUUUGUUGUUAUCAACAUUCAUUAUAAAACAGUUGAUUUAUUGUAGUGGUUCUUGUUUUAUUGUAUUAUACUCAGGUAAUUACAAAAUGUAUUUCUGAGCUGGUCAUUAUUAUAAUAAAAUAUAUUUUUUUCUUUUGUAUUUAUGAUAAAUAUUUUUAAUUACCAGAUUUGGGGAUCAUUCAUGUUCUAUUAAACAUGAAUCUAAUUGAUUAUUAAUAGUGUAUAAUAGGGCGAUUGUUGUAAAUAAAAUUUGUAUUAUAUAUGUUUUUGUUUAAAUGCAUGCCUAUGCAUUCUAAGUGAAUAAAUACUUUUUUGUGAAUCAUUGUUCUAUUUUAGGAUUUUGGACUGGUUUUAUUCACUCCAUACCUACUUCAAUCUAAUUAUGUUAUACUUCUGUACAUUAAAAUAAUGUUUUACUUAAGAUGGAGAGAAAAUACAUAUUUCAAUCAAUUAUUUAUUAUUCAAGCAAUAUUUACAUUUGUUGACUGUUUCUUAUUUUUAGUAAUAAU
Nezara viridula (southern green stink bug) is the source of this 1973-nucleotide messenger RNA. NCBI's taxonomy places the organism in Eukaryota, Metazoa, Arthropoda, Insecta, Hemiptera, Pentatomidae. The record is from the annotation of a GenBank genome assembly.